Messenger RNA from Chlamydomonas reinhardtii, 7503 nucleotides. RefSeq lists its product as uncharacterized. The record is from RefSeq and is a predicted model, not a curated record. Bases 231 to 5588 code for a protein of 1785 amino acids. The transcript is spliced from 3 exons. NCBI's taxonomy places the organism in Eukaryota, Viridiplantae, Chlorophyta, Chlorophyceae, Chlamydomonadales, Chlamydomonadaceae.
GUUCCUGUAGGAGGGAAGGACAAACCGCAUGUGACAGCCCAAUCAUCGCGAAGUGGGAAGCGUCAGUACACUCGAACUGCAGUUUAUCUUUUGGGUAAACCUCACAGCCGGUGUAGCGUUCGUUCAUAUUGCCUGUUGGAUAAGAGACUUAUAAUACUUGACUCGGUGGCUUGACUCAUUGUUUGUGUCACCUCUCCUGGAGGCUUGCUACAUAUGGGAGCGCUGCUACAAUGAAUAAGAAUGAGCUGGAGGAGCAAGCUACGGCACGGCUACUCGAGGAGCCCAAGCCGGUGAUAGACGCCAAUGACGUCUUUAGGGAGGCGCGCAAGCUGCACGCAAGCUCGAUGGCGUUCUACUACCAGCAGCCGACCCACUCGGCCCGCCACCUCCGAAGGCGCCAGUCCAGCGCGCGCAUGCAGUUUGCGUCAGCGGCCCGAGGCUUAUCAAGCGCUCGAUUCAAAGACACUGCCGAGCACGCGCACGUGAUGCUCAUGCAAGCCACCGACAGCGAUGAGGAAGGGCCGGCAGGCCUUCAAGCAGGCGCAUGCAUGCCGAAAGCAAUCGUGCUCAAGCCUCGGCCUGCGUUUGGAUCCAUCAUCGCCCGUCAGCAGGCCACCGCGUCGCCAGAUACAGUUCCCAGCGGCGGGUUUCCGCACAAAACGUUUUCGCACGCAGCACAAGACACCAGCAGCUGCAGCGCCGUCGCCGCCACGACGGCAGAGGGCGACGCCAGCGCUGCAGCGGCGGCUACGACGGCCGCGGCGGGUGCCGCAGUGGCGGCAUGCCGGCAGGGCCGGGCAUCCACCCCCCACGAGACGCUGGAAGCCCUGAACGCGCGGGUACAGGCAGAAGCGGAGGCCGCGGUGGAGGCGUCCAAGCCGUGGACGGCCGCGCCCUCCACCGCCAAGGCCGCGCAGGCGGCCACACCUGGGGAGCUGCAGGAGCAGCUGGAGGACGCACGCGCGGCCGCGGCGGCGGCCGCCGCCGACGCAGAGAUGGGUGCGCUUGCGGACGCACUCUGGGGCCAGGAGCGCCGGCGGCACGCGGCGCUGGUGCCGUUGCUGUCGUCGCUGUCGAUCGUGCGGCGCGGCGGCAGCGGGUCGGGCAGCGGGGACGAGUGCGGCGAGCGCAGCCAGCGGCAGUCGCGGUGGAGCACUGCGGCCGCCGGCGAGGCGCCUCCGCCGGAGGGCGCGCAGGAGCUAACGCUGUCGGACUUCCCCGCCUCGGCGUUGUCGGGCGUGCCGGCGUCGCCUCGCCCAGGUGCCGGGUUCCCGCCGCCGGGUGAAAGUGCCCCCUCGAGCGAGACCUCUGCAUCGGCGCCCAUCGCUCGCGCUGCUGCGGAAGACUGUGGUGCCGGCGUGUGUAAAGGCGCAGCCGCCAUCAGUGACCAGCUGGUGUUUACAGGCCACGCCUCGCCAGUGGCUGCUGCUACAGCCGGCGGCAGCCUGGCCGGGAACAUGCCAGUCGUACCCGCGGGCGCAUCGGGCCGCGCCCGGCGGCUGUCUGCACCGCCGCAACUGCAGCUCAGCAUCCCGUCGUGGGCCAGUGAUGCUGCGGCAGCUGGCGACAGCGCUACUGGUCUGGCAAUGGCCAUGACGUCGCCGAAGGUGCAGUGGCCGCCGCCGCCCCUGCUGGCUGACGCGGCUGGCGGCAGCAGCACCCGCAGCAGCCACCGCAGCAGCGCUAUGGGCAGCGAGCGCAGCUUCGGCAUGGCUUCGCCGGUGCCGUCGGUGUUCCCCUCAAAUGCCGUAGCGCCACAGCCGCGGCCCCAGUCCCGGGCCUCGGCCCUACCCUCGGUGUCGACCGCCAGAAGUGCCUCGGCUGCAUCUUCGUUAGCGGGCUCCGCCGUCGGCGUCGGCGGCACCGGCGCCGUGCCGGCCGUGCGGCGGUCUGCUUGGCAAAAGUCUCCAUCACCCAAGCGGCCCCUGCCGUGCGCGGCGCAGGCGACCCCGGGCGCGGCGGCGGUUACAGACUCUGUGCCCACGUGGCAGCAGCCGGUUGAGGGGAAACCGUCCAGCAAGGCGCGCUUCAAAUUUCAGCUGUUUUCCCUGUUCGGCCUCACGUCGCGCUCAUCAGCUGCACGCGUGGCAGCCAGCAGCGCAAGCAGCAGCAUGGGCGGCAGCGCUAGCAGCUCCGGCGCCGGCAGUGGCGCGGAUGGAGCUGCACUGGCCGCGUGUAGCGGUAGGUCGCAGCGAGUGGACGGUGGCAGUGGGAAUGCUGGUGGCGACGGCUUAAUAAUGGUGCCGGGGCUGCAUUCGGUUGCUGCCUGCUCAUCAGAUGACUCGGAUGACGAGAUGAUGGCGGCAGUGGUGCGCACGGGCGCCAGCUUCUGCGUGGGCAGUGGGCAAAGGGGCGAGAAGGGCGGUGCUGCUGGUGGCGCGCUGCACACGGCGGCGCUGCUCAGGUCUGGCAGCAGCUUCACGGUAGCUUCCACCGCCCAACAGCGGCGGCUGGCGGGCACAGAUGCAGCAUCCCUGGCGCGGCGCUGCACCAGCAGCAGCCGCAGCAUCGGCAGAAGUAGCCUGGCGCGAGAUUCGCAACAGCAACAGCAGCAGCACUCGCCCACCGCGGAAGGCAACGGCGGCGGCAGCAGCAUCUUCGCCAGCGCCGGGCGCCGUGUUCAGCAGCAGGCGCUGCGGCAGUCCGUGCUGAAGCGAAGCGCGGUGGCGGCGGCGGCCGCCGCCGCGGCGGUCGCUGCGGCGUCGCCGCCGGAAUCUCCGACGGCCUCGCCAACCCAUCAGUCCCGAGCCUCCUCGCCCAAGGAAGGCCAGUCGCGUGGAGGGGCUGCAACGGAGGGCCAGGCGCCGCCCGGCAGCGACCAGCAAUCGUACAUUGGAGCCGUCGGCGAUGCUGGCGCAGCAUUGUCUGUAUAUCACGUCAGCAACGCGCUGAGCCCGGAGAGCCCUUUCGGGUCGCUGUUCGCCGCCGCCGCGGCUGGCGAGCAUGCGGCGGCAUGCGCUGACGGCGGCGAUUGCAGCGGUGCAGGCCCCGGACCCCACAGCGCGCCGUGCACCCAUUUGCCGCCCAGCCCGCAGCACUACCGCCAGGGCGACAUCCUCUGCGCUCCCUUUCCAACGCCGCGUGACGCCAGCAUGGCAAGUAUGUGCGACAGCAGGCGCCCUGCGCCGCCGCCAGCCCGGCAGCAGCACCGGUCCCCACCACGUCGGCUACCGCUGCGCCACCGCAGCUCUGGCGCCCAACUCCAAGGCUGGUCGUCCAUAUCCCACACAGCCGCCUCCUCCGCAACCGCCGCCGCCGCGCCCCAUUUUGCGGGAGAAGUGCGGAGCUCUGCAGCAGCAGCAGCAGCAGCAGCAGCAGCAGCAGCAGUCGCAUCAGCUGCGGCAGCCUUGAUUCCACAACACAGCGCGCGCCGCCGCAGCAUGGACAGCGGCUGGAGUGCUCGGCCCGCUACCACCGCUUCACAAGCUCCGGCAUCAGAGGCUGACGCUCGGGCCAUUCUAACGCGCGUGGCCCGAAUCGCGGCCGUGCCUACCGGUGAUGCAGCGGAGCCGGUAUGGGAGGUGCGGCCGCGUGACAUGUAUGCGCACGAGGCGGACGAGAUACGGCUGAUCCGGGUACGAGCGCGGGCGGCGGAGGCCACGGCGGCACAACGCGACCUGUCGCGGAGGGCCCACUCGACGCAUGCGGAGUCCUGGCGCCCUCAGGGGCCGGAGUGCGGCCACGCCUUCGGCUCUGGCUACAGCCACGGGAUGCUGCUGUCGCGGGCGGCGACACCAAUGGCGGCUGCGCCGCAGGCGGGCCUGCACUCGCCGCCAGCAGCAGGAAGAGCGGCGCCGAGCUCGCUGAACGGCUCCUCUGCAGGGGACGGCGCGUCACUUGCAGGCUGCCCAUCCCCAUUCACGCUGUCAGCCGUUCCCGCGGCUGUGGCCACCGGCGCUAGGAUGGCAGGGCUGUCCGCGGCGGCGCCACUUGUGCCGUCCGCUCUACUGUCCGCCAACUCCAGCGGCAUACAUUCGAACCGGCCCACGCCGUCCUUCCCACGGCGCUCCCUCGCGAUGGGCAGCGGCAAGUUUGCGGCGGUCUUUGGCGACGAUGGCGGCGCGGGUGGGGGCUCAGUGACCCAUACCCUGCUGGCCGCAAAAGACCCUUCCGGCGGCGGCCUCCUCAUCAGCCCGCUCUGCUCCACGGCUGCCGCAGAUGCAAGUGCUGGCGCCGGCGCCAUGACCUGUGCGGUUAUCCCUGGCCGUCCGGAGGAUCCAGAAGGCUACCACGACUCGCCGCUGGAUCCAGCAGGGGCCGAGGGUGGCGCCGGCGGCCACACCAUUCCACACCUGGGAGCUGCGGCCCCUUAUUUCAGGUCUGCGGACAACACUGCGGGUGCUUACCAGCAAUGGCAGGGCUCGGCCGGUGUAGCGCCCAAGUCGGGGGAGUCUAGCAUGCGCCGCCGCAGCAGCAACGGCGGCAGCACCGGGGGCUGCGCGGUGGGCUCGGACGCGGAGGGAGGCCCGGGCUGCGGUGACGGCGGGCACAGCGGCACUGGCCGUUCCAUUAACCAGGGGCCCCUGCCUGCCAGCAACGGCGGGCUGCGGGGCCCGUCUGGCGGGGCGUGGCCUGCAGCAGGCAGCAGCACGGCAGCGGCCAGGGCCGCGGCGUUGUGGCGAGCCGCUGCGCCGAGCAGCGGUACGACCAGCCCCCUGCAGCUGGCUUCUGCCAGCUCCGCACGCCUUUCCCACGGCGCUCUGUCGGGCCUCGUGCUGCCGCCGCCUUCGCCCCCUGGUUGGGCUGGCGGGCAGCAGGCGAGGCUGCUGCACCAGCAGCUGCCUGGACUGCAGCAGCUGCAGUUUCCGGUGCGUCGUGGCAGCGUGGACGAAACAGGGGCUGCAGGCGCCUACCAGCAGCAGCAGCGCCUGCACUCCGCUCACCGCCGCGCAGGCCCACAGUCGGCGCAUCAACCUCGACACACCACCGCCUCACCGCCGCCGCCGCCCACCUCGUUAGGGCCGGCGAGCGUUGGCCUCCGCCCCAGUAGCCGCGAGGCCGGAUACGGCGGCGCUGGCCCACCAGCCCUGGUUGGUAGCGGUGGCAGCAGGCGGGCGUCUACAGGCAGCCUGCCGCCGCGGCACCAUAGCGGUAAUCCGCUCUACGUGCGGCAAGCCGCAGGCAACCUGUCCCUCCGUAUGGGGGCCGAGGCGAGCCUGAACGCAGCCGCGGCCGCGGCCGCGGUCGCCGCGUGCGGGGACGACGAUGACGACAGUGACAGCGACUACGAUAUCGGUUACGGUGCCAUGGAGCUUAUCCCAGAGCGCGUCGGCAGUAGCGGUGGAGAGACCUCGCCGCCGGCUUCACCGCGGCUUGCAGCUGCUGCGCCCGCCAUAGCGCAACAGGGGUUGGGCGAAAAGGAAGGCAAGGAGCUGGCUGCAGCGGGGUAUGCGCUGUCCACCACGGGGACCCAGCGUCCGGGCGCUACGACCGCGGCACGAUAUCACAGCGACAGCCACGGCACCGACACUGGCGGCAUCAGCAGCAACGGCAGGCUCAGCCGCGAGAUCGACAAUGGCAAUUUGCGUGGCGGCUUUGUGGGGCGGCUGAAGAAGAAAGCGCUUAGCCUACUUCGCCGCAACGCUUAGCGGGGCUGCAAGGCUCCGCAUGCUGGUCGGGGCAUGUGUCUUUCCACUGCUAGCUUAUUGGGCUGGUGUAAGCGUAGGAGCUAAGUGUGUAGCAGAACCGGCAACUAUGGGAUGUGUCGUAAUAAAACGUUCUUGCGGCUCUUCACGUACAAGUGCCCGCAUCGUAGUAUUUUAUUUUUGCGGCUGGCUGCCUGCGCAACCUUCCAUGGCAUGGCCUCUAGUUUGCUUUGCCAUGUGUGCUGGACACUUCCUCAUUGAAGAUGUGAGUAGCAUGAAUAAUAUAUGCCUCGACGCUGUAUCCGCAGCGGUUCGGCAACAAAUGCGCCAGGCCUUGACAGGUACGGACAACCUUAAGUGAGGUUUCUGCGCCACAGGUGCCGCCAUCAUGGCAACAGUGCUUAACUAGUAAGAAUCAUGGCACGCAGGUGUCGAAGUAUCCGGCGUUGUUCAUUUAAUGAUAGCUGCGUUCUCGGGUUCCUCGACCAUGGCCAAUGGUGCAGUCAAGGAUUUAGUACAUGCAAGCUGUUUGCCUCAAGUUUGGAGUUGCCUGUGGCUCGGCUGAGACAAGCAAACACGUCGGCACGUGUGUCAGCUGCUGGGCAGUGGCGAGAGGAAUGACAGAUGCGUCGGGUAUAAUAAAGCUGUUGCAUGGACAGAAGGAAUAACAAACAGCAGCGUGCCGAGGAAGCUGCUGUCAUUCAUUAUUCUUCGGUUAUGGGCAUCUUGGGCAACACGUGGCAAGGCGCCUUCAUGCUCCGGGAGCAACGGAGUGCUAGGUUCUGAUUUUGUCGUAUUUAAUGGGGCAUGAGUGCAUGGCAUGCAAAGGUGCAGGCGUCCAGCGCGUGGCGGCUGACUGGCCAGGACUGGCUGGGCCACAAAGUGAGGUGUCUCAAGGAGACGGCCCACGUAGGUUUGACGGAGUGGGCAAGGGAGGAGUAGCAAGUCUAGGUGUGGGAGAGCAGGGUUGCGGCGGAAGAGAGUGCGACAUGGGACUUGGAGGUGUCACUUAUUUCUGAGGCCCAUGCACCGUUGUGUGAAGAAAGCUUGAGGUGCAACCCACCCAUGCCAGGGAUCUAUACGGUGCUGGCAGUGACGAGACUGACGACGCGUUCGGGAUGUUGCAGUCGUCCAGCGGUCCAGGGCAAGGGCAAGGGCCCUUAACAGCCACGACCAUAAUAGACACUGGUAUUUGAGUGUCAGCAUGACAGUUGGACAGGUACAAGUGAUGAAUCACAUAAGCGAUCGCAUCAUGUAAAAGCUUGCAGUGGAGGUGCCCACUCACGCCACUAUGGUUCCAUCGCCACAGCGUGCACGCACCUCAGGCCCACCGUUUUCCGCGCAAUUGGAAAGUGUGCCAGCGGGCGGCACAGUUGACCGCGCGCGGCGCGGCAGCGAGCGAUCUGCAUGCUCCACUGUGCCGUCACGGCGCCGAAUGGCGGCGCCGGCUUCUGUCCGGGCGGCGCCGCCUUGCCAUCCAGCCAUUCGUCUCCCGCCACGCGCACGAGUAACGUCGGCGCUGCAGGUGGCGGCGGCAGCGGCAGUGCAGGUGCAAACAGCGCAUAUCCCAACCAACUGGCAAGCCCGCUGGCGCGGUGCCUGCUGUCACAGCGCCCGAUUGACCCGGCUGGCAUCUUGGCAACAGACGCAGGCGGCGGUGGCGGCGGCAGCGGUGACAGUAGCAUAGAUGCGCUGCCAAACGACGGCAACAGCCCGACGCGACUUGGCCCCUCGGUGACAAGCGGCGGCAUACAUGGUGCUACCGUCGGCACUGCGCGGUACCUCGCGCCGUGCGCUGAUGAAGGAGAAUGGCCUUGAUUGGCGGCAAUUGUGGUGCCGAGGGUGGCUGCGGCGGCUGCGGCGGCUGCGGCGGCUACGGCGGCUGCGCUGCAUGCGGCCGGUGUAAACAACAGCAAUG